This is a messenger RNA of Pogonomyrmex barbatus (red harvester ant), 1221 nucleotides long. RefSeq names its product achaete-scute complex protein T3. Gene Ontology annotation, molecular function: protein dimerization activity; RNA polymerase II transcription regulatory region sequence-specific DNA binding; DNA-binding transcription factor activity, RNA polymerase II-specific. Gene Ontology annotation, biological process: regulation of transcription by RNA polymerase II. NCBI's taxonomy places the organism in Eukaryota, Metazoa, Arthropoda, Insecta, Hymenoptera, Formicidae. Gene Ontology annotation, cellular component: RNA polymerase II transcription regulator complex. The record is from RefSeq and is a predicted model, not a curated record.
UCGGGAGCCAGAAUCGUACCGAGAGCAUCGAGGGUGCCGUUUAAUUUUUCUUUCCACAUUUUUUCUUUUUGGUUGGUUGAGUAAAAACCACACGUUGUUGUCUGUUUUUCUCAUCUUCACAAUCGCGCGUAUUACGGGGUGUUAACGAAUCGCAUCAACUUCACUCUGAAGAAGUUUCUCUUCGAUACGUCAAGUAGUGUCGCACGAAGGUCGCCUGGCACGCGCUGCUACAAUUUCUGCUCCCGGGUGGUGGGGAGAUUCGGAUCCGUGAUAUGACCUUAGUGGGGCCCAAGGAGGAGAGCAUCCUGCCCAUCAUGCUGAGUGUGCAGCAGCAGCAUCAUCACCACGGCCUUCACACUACUUCAACCGCGCAAACCCAUCGUGGCAAUGUGAUUGUCUCCACCAGCAGUACACCAAGCAAUAAUAGUACUCUACAACAUGGAUGCAAACGGUCCAAGAUUUACAACCAAGCCACUGGACCUUAUGGCACGGUACCACAUCAGCCCGCUUCGGUGGCCAGACGAAACGCGCGUGAGCGCAACAGGGUGAAGCAAGUGAAUAACGGAUUCGCCACUUUGAGACAACACAUACCGCAAACGGUGGCGCAGGCGCUAGGAAGUAGUACAGCUGGUACUCAUGGCGGGUCCAGAGCUGCCAAGAAAUUAUCCAAAGUAGAGACUCUAAGAAUGGCGGUAGAGUACAUUAGAAGUCUUCAACGUCUUUUAGCGGAGCAUGACGGUAGUUCCGAAUCCAACGGGUCAUCCCCCACUUCAACGUCCUCCAACUCACCCGGAGGUGAAAACGGAAUAGGCUCCGACUCGAACCAUUCGGCGGAACUUAGAUUACGAGGUAAUAUCAGCGGGGAGAUCCAUCAUCACGGUACGUCAUCUGAUCUCCGACAUCAGCAUCUCAGACAGAAUCCGAGUCCAACUUUUGUUCCGACAACAUGUUCGGAGUCGUCGAGUUCACCAACGCCAAGCUUCGUCUCUGAGACUUCAUCAGCCGGAAGUCAAGGUUACAGUACGCCUGGCACUCUUUAUACGACACAUUCCGAUAGUUAUGACAAUUAUGAGCCAAUGAGUCCGGAGGACGAGGAGUUGCUGGACGUCAUCUCCUGGUGGCAGCAGAGUCAGUGAGGAUGUCAACAUCAGUUCUACUGGACUUUUGCGUCCUUUUGAAGCAGUGACCGAAGGCGCACAUAGGAUAAAGAUGAAAAUGAAC